Molecule: messenger RNA, 540 nt
Organism: Aspergillus glaucus CBS 516.65
Lineage: Eukaryota; Fungi; Ascomycota; Eurotiomycetes; Eurotiales; Aspergillaceae
Exons: 3
Coding region: 1-540 (179 amino acids)
Source: RefSeq, a predicted model, not a curated record
AUGGUUGUUCAGAGUUCUUUGACUUUUGCUGAGAAGAAGGGCUUAGAGAUAUAUGUUGGGACAACAUUCACGGAAUUUGGCGGCAGCUACACUCAUUCGCGAAAAGAACCAGAUCUCUGUAUCAAGCCUGUAGGGAUGACUCUUCCGACAGUUGUCAUUGAGUCUGGUUGGAGCGAGUCAAGGGAACAACUUUACGAAGACCGUGAUCUUUGGUUGAAGGGUGGCCGUGAGUCAGUACAAAUGGUCAUCAUUGUGAAAUGGACCCAGAAUGCCGCGAAGCAAGUCGAAGGCGAUAUUGAACUAGUCGAUUUGGAUACCGAUGGGAAUGCAAGAUUGCUCCAGAGACGAAGCAUUUUUCCACCUCCAGGCUUGUCUGAAGCAGCAGACUCGCGGGAGCUGACGAUUACGAAUGGUCAGCUAUGGGGACCUCUGCUUGCCGGCACAAGCGACGCAUCUGAGUCUCUCAAACUGAGUAUCGACGAGCUACGGAUGAUUGUUGCAAGGAAUAUGCAAGUUCACGGGUGUUGUCCUGUUAUCUAG